This is a messenger RNA of Saccharomycodes ludwigii, 1206 nucleotides long. It is a transcript of the gene DDI1, whose product is annotated as Ddi1p. Gene Ontology annotation, biological process: proteolysis. The transcript has a single exon. The coding region runs from base 1 to 1206 and encodes 401 amino acids. Lineage: Eukaryota; Fungi; Ascomycota; Saccharomycetes; Saccharomycodales; Saccharomycodaceae. Gene Ontology annotation, molecular function: aspartic-type endopeptidase activity; protein binding. The record is from RefSeq and is a predicted model, not a curated record.
AUGUCCAUCACUGUUUCAAAUGAAGUUAAUAAUAUAACUUAUGGUCCAAUCGAAGUGACUGAAGAUAUGCUUUUAAGUGAUCUAAUUGCAUUAUUACAGUAUGAUGCUGAAUUUGAUCCCGAAUCCGAAAAUUUGGUUUUUAAAGAUGAAAUUAUUGACAUUAAUUCCAAGGAAUCCCAAACUUUAGAAAAGUUAGGAUUAGUAAUAUCCCCAGAAGAACCAAACAGUAAUGAUACAACACUGCUAUUGAUUAGGGGGAAAGAUUUAGAUCCUGUCGAAAAAUUAAGAAUAUCUUUAAAGAAGAACGAAAAGACACCAGCUAUACUUAAAGAAGAAAUUUUGUUAGAUCCAUAUAAGUUUGACGAAUUUUUAAAGUUCAUUCAACUUACUAAUAAGACUGGUCAACCGUUGGCCUCAAUUUUACGCGAUAACUCUAAAUUAGAAGAAUUUGCAUACCAAAGAAUUAUUGAUGAACAAAUGGCUCAUGCAUUAGAAUACACACCGGAGGUGUUUACACCAGUAACCAUGUUAUUUAUUAAUUUGGAAAUCAAUGGUCAUCCAGUUAAAGCGUUUAUUGACUCUGGUGCACAAACCACUAUUAUUUCUACCAAGUUGGCUAAAGAAACUAAAUUGGAUAGGUUGAUUGAUAAAAGAUUUAAAGGUGAGGCCAGAGGUGUUGGUAAGGGUGAAAUUUUGGGCAAAAUUCAUAGUGCAAUGGUUAAAAUUGAAAGUCAAUUUGUUUCAUGUGCAUUUACUGUGUUGGAUACCAAUAUGGAUUUAUUGUUAGGAUUGGACAUGUUAAGAAGGCAUUUGGCAAAUAUUGAUUUGGGCAGAAAUGUUUUAAAGAUUGCUGGUAUUGAAACCCCGUUUUUAGGUGAAGCUGAUAUUCCGAAAACUGGAUUAUUUGCGCAAAAUUCAAAUCCAAACCCCUUGGAACAAGUGAAAGCGCCUCAAUUCACUAAAAUCCAAAACCCACCACAAGUAAAAAGACCAAAAAUUGAAACAAGUGUCCUUGCAGCUGAUAGGAAUGAUUCUCUUGCUUCGGAUAAAAAUGUCGAGACUGCCGAGACGACCAACACACAUUCCUUUCCUGAAGAAACAAUCAAGAACUUAGUGGCUUUAGGCUUUUCACGACAGCAAGUUAUAGAUGCUUUGAAAGCAACAAAUGGAAAUGCUGAAUACGCAGCAUCUCUAUUAUUCCAAUAA